Molecule: messenger RNA, 525 nt
Organism: Adineta steineri
Lineage: Eukaryota; Metazoa; Rotifera; Eurotatoria; Adinetida; Adinetidae
Source: the annotation of a GenBank genome assembly
AUGAGAUUUACAAACUCAAUUAUUGUUCUAAGUAUAAUUUUCUACCUCAGCUUUUGGUGCUUGUAUGUUUCUGCACAAGGUCAAAACAUAUGUCUUGGUUCAUCUAUACCAGAAGGAUAUGUCAUUACAAGAUUAAAUCCUCAUGGCUGUGGUAUAAACAAUGUGCAACAGUACAUUGAACCAGUUAGAAAUGGAGUGGAAAUUUGUCUUGGAUCUCCUCUUCCAACUGGAUAUGUCAUUACACGAUUAAACAGAAAUGGUUGUGGAGGUGUGGGUCAGUAUAUUGAGUUAGUACGUGAUGGAAUGCAAAUUUGUCUGGGUUCUCCAUUACCAGAUGGAUAUGUGAUAACUCGAUUAAAUCCAAAUGGAUGUGGUGGUGUUGGAAGAUAUAUCGAGAAGGCACGAAGUGGAAUGCAGAUCUGCCUUGGCUCUCCUAUACCACAAGGAUAUGUCGUUACUCGUGUUAUUCCAAAUGGUUGUGGUGGUACUGGACAAUAUAUUGAGCUUCUUAUCGGUGGCCGAUAA